GUUACAGAUUUGACUGGUGGUUUCAUAUUCCUACUACUGCAAUUUCCAACAUCCACCUAUAGUUUAAGCAAUAAAGGUAAACUCAUUUUUUGAGGUUUUUAUACUUCAACUCCCAGGUCUAAACGUUUUCCAAAGGCUAAGGUACUUUGAGCUACCUUGACAUAUACAGGUAGUAAAAGAUCCUUUACUAUUACUUCGGAAAUCAAGCGAGAAAUAAGUUAUUUAUAAAGGAUCGACUAUCAUUUUGUGAACGGCUUUUAUAGACUUGCUCGCUCAAUAUGGCAAAGAAAAAGUCAAAAGCAGCCAGUUCAGCUCGUGGAUACGCAACGACCUCAGUCCCUUCUCGUGCUACUCCUGUCCCAAAAAAAGCAGAAAAUAAUGAUACCAAGAAACCGUCCAAGGUGGAUGCUGUCAAAGAAACUUCAUUUGCUGCCCCUAUGAAUGACCCUGUCAACAAUGCGCUUCAUGAAACAAAUUCUUUUGAUGACCUCCUUACAGAAGAAACUUCACCGUUGAUGGAUACUGAGUUAGAAAAGUUGAAAUCUACAGCUUUAUCAACUUCCAAGUCUUUCUUGCAUACAUGGCAAACUGAACUUCGCCUUCGAAAGAAUACAAACAUUAUGAGUUUUUCUGACGACGAAAGUAAGCUUAUUUUUGAUUCAUUCCGUAAUAGCUGGAUUGACUCUCUAAAAAGCUCUGCUAAUCAGUCAAACUUAAUGGCUUAUCCCUCAAAAAAGCGUUUGUUAUGGUCUACAUAUUUAUCCUUGCUAGAUAUGGGGUUCAACGGAGAUCAGAUUCUGGAUGCCUUUUCCUCCCUUCCAAUUGUUUCGAUAGAAGAUUAUAUUGCCUGGAUUGUCACUGAGCCUGCAUCCCUUGAGAAUCCUUCUUCUUUUAACUACGAGGUGCAACCUACGAAGUAUACGGUGUUUUGUAGACAAUUGGACGAGCCUUUGCCUGCAGUCCCUGUUUCCACUUCUGGUAACAAACGGCUAGCUCCUUUGAUGACUAAAAAAGAAGAGCCAAUAGAGCCUUCACCGAUAGUCCCAAAGCCAGAGCCUCGUGAGCAGGAUGAAAAGGAUUCCAAAGAUGGCGAUGCAUAUUCCAUGACUAGCUUACUUCAACAAAUACCCGAGGAAGAGGAUAUGCCAGGGAAUGAUCCCUAUGAGCUUACCACUCAAUAUGUUAAAGUUAAGAUGAAGUUGCUGCGACUUCAGCUUAUGGGACAAAAGGACUCAGAUGCUACGGAUAUACUCCGGUCUGAAUUAGAGGGCAUAACGAGUCAAUAUCUAUUCUCCUCAAAAGAAGCUGAAUCAGUUCUCAAGAGAAAGCGUGGAGAGUUUAUGUCAAAACUAAAGGCUCUGCAAGCAAAAAUCGCUAAUGAAAGAGCUGUUAAAGCACUUCAAAAUCAAAAGUCUGCUGAAGAGGAACAGGCUACUGAAGAGAAUAACACUGAUUCUAACGAUGAAUCGGAUCCAGAUCAGGUGCAUAAUGAGUCUGCUCAUGAGGACCAGCAAAGCAGGAUAGAUGAAGAUACAGACCUUGUGGGCGGCUUAUUCAAUGAGCCUGAGGAAAGUAGUGUAGUUGUUGAUAACAAUCAGAGUAAUUACACUUACUUGCCAUUGUCCAUGGAUCGAUCUGGUACCCGGCCUUCUACUACAUUACAAUAUGAACUGCACAAGUUAGGUAAUAAUCUUCAUGCUGAUUAUAAAACAUAUCCUAUUGGUCAUCUUGGUUGGCAAUCAAUAUGCUUCGUUAAAUGCCCUACCGGACAAAAGACCUUUAUGGAUGCUGAAACCGUUUUGCCCAGUCCUGUUUUAGCUUCAGAUUAUAUUGCUACUCUUGUGCUCUUUAAGCUUGUUUCUCCUUACACAAAGCUGAGUGUUACAAUGUUUCCUAAGAGCUUCAAAGAUUUGUUUGAGAAGCUUUCAGAUGAGCAAUUGAGUGCAGUAAAGCAAGAAGAUAUGAAAAUAUCAGAAAAUUUGGAGGUUAUUCUAAAAUCUAAAGGACAUCAGAAUACGGGUGUCCAAAACAAGAUAGGCUCUAAACCUAUUGAUACUACGCAAACUAAGAGCACUAUACAUCGUCCACCAGAAAAAAUUAUAGAAGAAUGGAACCGCCAAUUGCACAGCAGCAAUGCAGAAAAAUUCCGUGAUUUUCGUAACCAGUUACCUGCUUCUCAGUAUAAAAACGAAAUUUUGGAAGCUGUUAAAAAUAAUCAAUUGCUCAUUGUUUCUGGUGACACGGGUUGUGGUAAAAGUACCCAGAUUCCUGCGUUUUUGUUAGAAGAUGCUUUAUCACAGGGUGAACACGCUAGAAUUUAUGUUACUGAGCCAAGGCGUAUUAGCGCUGUUUCCCUUGCACAACGUGUUUCUCAAGAGCUAGGAGCGCAUUCGCCUUCGAAUCGCUCUCAUGAAAUGGUGGGUUACUCGGUUCGACUUGAUUCAAAAAGUACUUCGUUCACACCAUUAGUUUAUGUGACAACGGGUGUUUUCCUUCGUUUACUUGAAGUUGGCGACGAAAUUGAGUCUGUUACUCAUUUAAUUAUUGAUGAAGUACAUGAACGCAGCAUUGACUCAGACCUUCUUUUGAUUCAUGUCUUGCAUUUAUUGAAAGAAUACCCAAAGUUAAAAGUCAUUGUUAUGAGUGCUACCUUGAAUGCUGAAAAAUUUCAGGCUUACUUCAACGGCAGCAGUUUGAUUAGUAUUCCGGGUAAAACAUUCCCCGUACAGAGAUACUUUUUGGAAGAUAUUAUGCAACAAUUCCAUGGUGAUAUAUCUCUUGGAGAAAAUAGCGCAGAAACAAUUGACGAAAAUGAUGAAUAUGAUGUUGAAGAAGGAGAAGGAGAGGAUAAGGAUUCUCCGGAUUCUGAAGCUGUUGUUCAAAACCCAAUUCCGAAGUCUUAUAACGAGAAAGUCAUUAACUAUGAUUUGAUAUUAUUUUUAUUGAAGUACGUUUUCACUGAAGGUAAUCCCAAAUACAGUAAAUGUGUUUUGGUGUUUUUCCCUGGUAUAUCAGAAAUUUUGCGAAUGAGGUCGCUUAUUGACGACGUUCCCAUGUUCCAAAAACAUAAGGAUUUCCGUAUUUACAUUCUACACUCUUCGUUAUCCUCUGCACAACAACAAUCCGUCUUUGAGAUUCCACCUCGUGGAUGCCGUAAAAUAGUUUUGUCUACAAACAUCGCUGAAACAGGUGUAACUAUUCCUGACGUUACUUGUGUUAUUGACACAGGCGUUCAUCGAGAAAUGCGUUAUAACAGUAAGAGGCAUCUGUCUCGUUUAACUGACACCUUUGUUUCUCGUGCAAAUGCCAAGCAACGUAGUGGACGUGCUGGCCGUGUCCAGGAAGGUAUCUGUUAUCAUUUAUUCUCAAAAUAUAAACACGAUACGCAGUUCUUGUCAUAUCAAACUCCUGAGAUGCUACGACUCAACUUGCAAGAGGUUGUUUUGAGAGUGAAAGUGUGCCAGAUGGGAGAAGUUCAAGAUGUCUUAGGAAAUGCAUUAGAUGCUCCUUCUUCUACUAACGUUGGUCGAGCAUUGGAAAAACUACAACAACUUGGAGCCAUUGGAGAAUUUGAAAGGCUAACUAAGUUAGGUAAAUACCUUGCUCAAUUACCACUUGAUGCUUCCCUCGGCAAAUUACUGGUGUUAGGCUGUUUUUAUAAAUCUGUUGAUGCAAUUGUUUCAAUUGUCGCUAUGAUCACCAUUGGCUCUCCAUUUCGCAAACCGGUUGGACUUGAGUUUGCGGCCAACAAAGCUCGUUUAUCGUUUGCGAAGGAAAAUACUAGAAGUGAUCUACUAUUAAUGUAUUACGCAUACUAUGCUUGGAGAGAAGUGUGUCUCAAUAAACUAGGUCCAAGUGAAAAUGAGUUUUGUAGAGAAAAAUAUUUGAACGUUGAAUCUUUGAGCAUGGCUGAGUCAUUGAAAAUACAAUUAUUGAAUGAGCUGAAAGAUAUGAACCUGAUAUCUGCACCAUUUAUUGAUACCUGUAAAACUGCCAAACGAUCAAUUUGUCGUCGCUUUGCAGUUGUUCCCAAAAGCUUUGAUUUAUUCUCGGAUAACGCUGAAAUGGUUUCCGCAAUUAUUGGUGCUUCGUUAUAUCCAAACAUCCUCAAAUACGAUUUUGAAAAGAAAUAUUGGACAUCGUUGCAUACAAAUAAGCGUAUCCGAAUCUUAGAUGUUUCUGUAAACAACAAAUCUGAGAUGCACCAAAUGCCUUCCAAGAUUGUUGCAUAUACAAAUAUGAUGUCUUCCACGAGAGCAAGUGAAUACGUAGCCGAAACUACGAUGGUUACAAUUCGCAUGCUACUUUCUCUUUGCGGCUUACGGAUUGACUUGCGAGAAUCCAUAGGUCAAGCUAAGCUUGACCGCUUCACUGUGUAUCUGGAUAGUGUCUAUACUGCUUCAGCUCUUCACAUGUUACGAAGCUUUAUAGAAUCAUCUUUUACUGCAUUUCUUUCUCAUCCUGAAGUAUACCUUUCAGAUGAAGAUUUGGCUGUUAUUGUUAGUCUUGUUUCCCGUCUAAACUUUAAUAGGGUACAAAAACAAAAAAUUACAGCAUAAAGAAACAUCCAUAAGUUUCAUGCUACGUGUACAGUUCUAUCGUUUGGCUUUCAAAAGGAAAAGCGAGUAUGGGUUUUUUUCGCAAAAGUAUAUAUUAGAUUAUUUAUAGCAAAUAUUAAACGUUAUUACUUUAAAAUGCAA
Messenger RNA from Schizosaccharomyces cryophilus OY26, 4700 nucleotides. Its product is annotated as ATP-dependent RNA/DNA helicase. Gene Ontology annotation, molecular function: RNA binding; ATP binding. Lineage: Eukaryota; Fungi; Ascomycota; Schizosaccharomycetes; Schizosaccharomycetales; Schizosaccharomycetaceae. The record is from RefSeq and is a predicted model, not a curated record. Gene Ontology annotation, cellular component: intracellular anatomical structure. The coding region runs from base 279 to 4559 and encodes 1426 amino acids. The transcript is spliced from 2 exons.